Messenger RNA from Xiphophorus couchianus (Monterrey platyfish), 786 nucleotides. It is a transcript of the gene pvalb8, whose product is annotated as parvalbumin 8. The coding region runs from base 181 to 510 and encodes 109 amino acids. Gene Ontology annotation, molecular function: calcium ion binding. Gene Ontology annotation, cellular component: cytoplasm. The transcript has 5 exons. The record is from RefSeq and is a predicted model, not a curated record. NCBI's taxonomy places the organism in Eukaryota, Metazoa, Chordata, Actinopteri, Cyprinodontiformes, Poeciliidae.
AAAUCGGAUCAGGGGCGGGCAGUCAGAAUUUGAUCCAUAGUCAGGUAACUCAAGCAAUCCCUAUUGUCACUGCAAUCAGACCUAUAUAAAUCCUCCUUGACGGACAGCAGACACCACAGCGCCUCACCUCUCAGCCGCAUCACCGUCCGACCACGGAGCAAACUUCUAAAACGGAAUAAAAUGUCGCUCUCAUCUGUCCUUUCUGCUGAUGCCAUCGACAGCGCCAUCAAGGACUGCCAAGCUCCGGACUCCUUCUGUCCAAAGAAGUUCUUCCAGUUGUGUGGCCUGAGCAAGAAAAGCCCCCAGGAUGUGAAGAAAGUUUUUGGGAUCCUGGACAACGAUGCCAGUGGGUUUAUUGAGGAGGAAGAGCUGAAGUUUUUCCUCCAGAGGUUCCGCCCUGGGGCUCGGGUCCUGACAGACAAGGAGACCAAGGCUUUCCUGAACGCUGCUGAUGAUGAUAGCGAUGGAAAAAUUGGAGCGGAAGAAUUCCAAGCUUUGGUCCUGUCCUAAACUGGUGAAAACCCCUCCAUCUAGAUCUCAUCUUAACCUAUCGCCUUCGGUUGAACACAUAAAGGGCUCCUACUUUAGUACUUUAGCAAUUUUCAACCUAGUUAAACAAAACCCUUCCUAAUGUCUUCAUUUCAAUGUAUUCCUUUUCACUAAUAUCUACAUGCCUGUCAUGUUUUUAGCUUUUUGGUUCUUCAUGUGCUUCAGACCAUCAUAAAGCUGUGUUGCCCAAACUAAUAAGCACCUAUCUGUUAAAAUAAAAGGAUAAAAUCUAAUCCC